Drosophila sulfurigaster albostrigata is the source of this 483-nucleotide messenger RNA. Its product is annotated as ATP-dependent RNA helicase p62-like. The coding region runs from base 1 to 483 and encodes 160 amino acids. The transcript has a single exon. The record is from RefSeq and is a predicted model, not a curated record. Lineage: Eukaryota; Metazoa; Arthropoda; Insecta; Diptera; Drosophilidae.
AUGAGAACGAAUCUCUUUGCUCUGAGCUAUGCUCUGCUGGCAAUCCUCAUUGCCAAUCUGCCUGCUGGAGAGGCUGUAUCCUGUGCAGAUGAUCCGACCCUUGUUGGUUGUACUGACUGCACACUGAGUGUAAAUGCUGCCAAUGUUGAUUGCGUAGCUGCAGCUGAUCCAUCAUCCGAUCCCUCAUCCGAUCCCUCAUCCGAUCCAUCAUCCGAUCCUGCUGCCGCAGAUGAUGAAGAUGCUGUAACUUCAACUUCAACUGCCGCUUCCGCCGAUGAUAGUGACGAUGCUACAACUGAGACAACAACUGCGAAGGACUGCGACUGUCGUCACCAUAGACACAGAGGUGGCAGACGUGGACGUGGACGCCGUGAGGGUCGUCGAGGCCGUGGAGGACGCCGUGGGCGAAGAGGUCCUGGUGGUUGGGGUCGCGGUUGGGGCGGGUGGGGCGGACGGCGCGAUGACCGCUGGGGUGGUUGGUAA